This is a messenger RNA of Malurus melanocephalus (red-backed fairy wren), 3914 nucleotides long. It is a transcript of the gene PSEN2, whose product is annotated as presenilin 2. The transcript is spliced from 11 exons. Lineage: Eukaryota; Metazoa; Chordata; Aves; Passeriformes; Maluridae. Gene Ontology annotation, biological process: negative regulation of apoptotic process; intracellular signal transduction; Notch receptor processing. The coding region runs from base 204 to 1580 and encodes 458 amino acids. Gene Ontology annotation, cellular component: neuronal cell body; cell surface; cell cortex. Gene Ontology annotation, molecular function: aspartic endopeptidase activity, intramembrane cleaving. The record is from RefSeq and is a predicted model, not a curated record.
UAAACUGUAUGURUAGCUGUUUCUCCUGGGYGGUGGCGGCGUUCCUGCCUGGCAUCCCGGGUUUCAUUUGGAAGCGGCUCCGGCAGAGGCUGCCCGAAUUGGAAGCGUUCUGAAGGGCACUGGGGAGCAGGAGCAUCUGCACGGGAGCAAGCCUUGAGUAGUGCUUGGUUKUGCCCUCUGGAGUGCUCCCUCAGAGAGCGGCGAUGAUCACAUUCAUGAACAAUUCGGACAGUGAGGAGGAGCCCUGCAAUGAGAGAACAUCCCUGAUGUCUGCAGAGAGCCCUCCAGUCCCUUCCUACCAGGAUGGCCUGCAAGCCUCAGAAGCAGCGGAAGCACAGGCACAUCGGAAGAGACGAGCAGGCAGCAGCUGUGGCCCGAACAAURUCGCUGCUGGAGAAAGGUCUGGCUCGAGUGUUCCUGUGAGAGAAAUUGCUCUGGAAAAUGAAGAAGAGGAACUGACUCUGAAAUAUGGAGCAAAGCAUGUAAUCAUGCUCUUUGUGCCUGUCACCCUUUGUAUGAUUGUUGUCGUCGCCACCAUAAAGUCAGUGCGCUUCUAUACGGAGAAAAACGGGCAGCUGAUCUACACCCCUUUCAGUGAGGACACCCCAUCUGUGGGCCAGCGUCUCUUGAACUCGGUGCUGAACACCAUCAUAAUGAUCAGUGUCAUCAUUGUAAUGACCGUGUUCCUAGUGCUGCUCUAUAAAUAUCGCUGCUACAAGUUCAUCCAUGGCUGGCUGAUCCUGUCCUCCUUGAUGCUGCUCUUCCUCUUUACCUACAUAUACCUCGGUGAAGURUUGAAGACGUACAAUGUGGCCAUGGAUUACCCCACUCUGUUCAUAGUCAUCUGGAAUUUUGGAGCUGUUGGAAUGAUUUGCAUCCACUGGAAAGGUCCCUUGCAGCUCCAGCAAGCUUAUCUCAUUAUGAUCAGUGCUCUAAUGGCAUUGGUGUUCAUUAAAUAUCUACCUGAGUGGUCAGCAUGGGUGAUUCUAGGUGCAAUCUCCAUCUAUGAUCUGAUGGCUGUUCUCUGUCCCAAGGGGCCACUGAGAAUGCUGGUAGAAACUGCACAGGAGAGAAAUGAGCCCAUUUUCCCUGCAUUAAUAUAUUCCUCUGCUAUGAUGUGGACAGUUGGAAUGGCAAAGCCAGACACAGCAGCAAGAGGACCAAGUCAGCAGACAUGGGAUGCAGCUGAGGAUGGGAGAGAACACCUCCAGAGCCCUUCACAUGCAGAGUCUCAGAUGUCAGAGAGGAGGAGUCCUGUUCCAAGCCGCCCAAUCACUUCUUUAGAGGAGCUUGAGGAGGAGGAAAGAGGUGUGAAGCUGGGCCUUGGAGACUUCAUAUUUUACAGCGUGCUUGUUGGGAAAGCAGCUGCCACGGCUAGUGGAGACUGGAAUACUACACUGGCCUGCUUUGUAGCCAUUCUCAUAGGUUUAUGCCUAACACUUUUACUACUGGCUGUUUUUAAGAAAGCACUGCCUGCUCUUCCUAUCUCCAUCACCUUUGGCUUGAUCUUCUACUUCUCGACAGACAACCUUGUGCGACCGUUCAUGGACACCCUGGCCUCCCACCAGCUGUAUAUUUAGAAGAAGUGGGAGUUAGAGGAUUCUUUUUCAAGCUUUGCUGUGAAGUAUGGUACAAUGUUUGGAAUAGAUUAUAAAGUUUUUACACUUAGUGCCAUAUAUUUGUAAGGAAAACACUAAUUCUGUGACAUGCUGUGUACUAAAAAUCUAAUAGUUAUAUGUUGAACUGAGAUUUUUCACAGGACUCUUGGUGAAAAGCCUGGCUCCUUGCUGAUGUCAGAGUGUUACUCUUACCUUAUUCGAUGUGCACAGUGGCUGUUGCAAGCACAGAAACUUGCAAGUGACAGGGAACAUUGGAGAGGUGAGGGGUCUGAUCUUUCAGGAGCUAAGGUGUUUUAGCCCUGGAAUUGCAGUUAACUUUAACAGUACUCUAGAAUUUCUAAGUCUUCACAUCUUUGCAGUGUUGUGCAAACACAAGGUGCAAGUGAUUGGARUAGCACAGCAGGCAGCAUGCACAGAGCAGUACAUGAGUGUUAGAGAAGUGAGGCUGAGCUUCCUAYGCUGGCUGCUGUGCACACAGCAUCUGUUGAAAUUGCCCCAAAGGCCUCUUUAUUCUGACCUUAGUUAGCCAUAGUGAGCUAUGAGAGAUCUAGAUAGGAUGUUGGGAUGCUUGGGAUAGGAUGGCUUGUUGCUUGUUGGGAUAGGAUGUUGGGAUCUAGAUAGUGGUGGGAUGCUUGAACAUGGGGCUCCUGGCUCUGAUCACAUUCCCCACUGCAGCAAGAAGCUGAUGAAGGCAGGGCUGCUCCUUCCAGUGCAUCAGAUCCUCAGCAUGCAARAACAGAUACUGCUCUCUCCUCCCAGUGUUGUAGUUUUUUGGAAAUAUUUUUCUGGGUCCAUACUACAAUCUUGAAAUGACCCUAAGGUGAAACCGACUGAACAACUCCAGUAAAUYAGACCUGUAACUUACUGUGUGUGUUUCUGGUCUCAUUUCUGUGYAUUGCUGUAACUACUCUAAAGGAGGAUUUACCUUCCCUUUAUGAAGAGGUCCUCUCUUACACUGACUGAGACUUGGUUUACCUAGGUUUUUGUACUGUUAAAAGAUUAUUUUUUUAAUUAUGAAUUUUAAAAUAGCUAUUUACUGUCAAAGGGACUCUUUUGGUAAUACUCAGUCAUAGUUUGUAUCAAAAUAUUAAGGUGCAAACUUUCGUCUGUUACAUUACUUCUAGGAAUAGCUCCACACACUCAAGUGAGUUCAUUAGGAAAAUCACAGUGCUUGAUGUCAGUAAAAAAUAUAUAGGACAGACUGAACCUUUAUGUUUUCUUCACCUUUGAAAAUAAUUUUAUUUCUAUUGUUUUGAGUCAGUUUUUCAAUAGUAGCCAAAGUUCUGUGAUUUUUUUUUUUUUUUGCGUCUUACUCAGAUAAGCUCAGUUUUCUUUGACAGCUGAUCAGUGUCAAUAAAUGUAACGUUAUGCGAGAUUUUGUGAAUACUGAAAGACACAGAAUUUAAUUUCUGGAAAUACUGKUUAGCUAAGGCUUUGAAUUACACAUUUUUAAUGCAGUGCUUUUUCCAGCAGAGCUGUUCAAACUCAUCUGCUUUGAUAUUUAACGAGGACAUGAUGCAGGUGAUUCAGACUAAUUUGUAAAAAUUGCAUAAAGGUUUUUAUGAGGUGUGUGUGUGUGCGGUGUGUGUGUGUGUGUGUGUGAGUCUGGACAAGACAAUAAUUCUUGCUCUUUGUUAGUUUUCCAUCCUCAUUUCUCACAUUUGUAUGUAACAGCUGCAGACAGAGUUAACUAUUACUAAAAGGUAUUUCCUUUGGAAAUGUAAAUCAGUAGAGCUUUGUUUGCUGAUCUUUAUGGUUUAUGUGAGAGUUGCUUUUUCUAUUUGUUUGUGUUUGUUCCUUUUAACUAAAAUGGUUAUGGGACCAAAUUGGACUUAGAAUCACUGGCAAACAUGAUUUUACUUUUUGCAUUGCGUGGUGUAGAGAGGAUGUGAAUUAUUUGUAUAUCCUGAAAGAAGAAUCCUGCUUGGCUUAUCAGGGUUGUAGCAUAUUGUUAAAAACUAUUCUAUGAAAGCAGAAYUGACACUUGAAGGAAACUGGGAGGGGAACCUUCACAUAUUGAAGGGUCACCACUGGUUUUCUGCAGAUACCUGCUUGCCAAAGACUGGCCUUCCACUGAGUAAUUCUGCAGAACUUAGAAAAAUUGUAAUUUAAAACUGAGCAAGAGAUUCUGUCAGUGCAACAGAAUGUAUUGUCCUGGUGAGUGAUAGGAGUGUAUCAUGGACAUACCGGAGUGGUUAUAAUUGUGUAAAAGUUCAUAUGUAUUUACUACAAAUAUAUAUGUGUUUGUGUGUGCACAUACACACAGACAUGCAAAUUUUAAAAUUACACGGAGUG